GGCCGUUCGUUCUCGCCUGAUUUUUCACUCCCCGCGACGGCUUGAUACUCUGCAGCGGUAGAAAUGGAAAAUGCAGCCGCUCUCGCCAUCCAAUCUCCAUAUCUUCUCAGAAAACCCCAUCUCAUCCCUCUCUCUCGCUCUAUCCCUUUCUUCCACAACAGGAGAACCAGCAGAGUAAGGGUGAGGGCAGAAACGGAAGAGAAAGUUAGUGCGGUUGCAGGGACCACCGAAGACGACUCCGUCUCCGGUCUACCCGACAAAUCCUCGGCCGGAAGCGGAACCGGGUUCGGCUCUUCUUCUUCUUCUUCAAGGGGAGAGAAGAAGAAGAGAAGCAGAGAGAGGGCUGCCGUGAUUCGGCGCUCCCCCAUCGACAAGCCCGAUCUGUUCAGCGAAUCCCAGCCGUCUGAUCGGCAGCAGCAGCAGCAGGACGUGAACGAGAGCGCCUUUCUUCUCACGUGGCUAGGCUUGGGAGUCCUCAUACUCGUCGAAGGUAUCGCUCUCGCUGCAUCAGGUUUCUUGCCAGAGGAGUGGGAUAAAUUCUUUGUGAAGUAUCUCUAUCCUUCCUUCACCCCAACAGUCUUCUUGUUCGUGGGCGGCACUGUUGCGUACGGAGUGGUCAAAUACCUGCAGGGUGAGCAGAGUAAAAGUUAAGGUCUGUUGGCUUCUGCCAACCGCCUCAUUCAGCACAACGAUAGACCUUAAAUCACCUGGACUCGAGGUGCGGGGACCAUCACAGGCUAGUGCUUCUGGUGCUUCAAGUAGGCGCAGGAUUAAUGAAGCUGUCACGCUGAAGUUGUGGAAGGUACUAUCAUGUUACUGUUGGCGAUGUCGAGAGAAGCAAUAAGUAGAGAAUCUGCAAAAUGUGGGACGUGGCGCUUUGUAAAGCUAAAAACGAAACAAACAGUCUUUUUCCAUGAUUAUCAAACUCUUAUAUGAUCAAUGGCUUCUAUUAUGAAUAUAUGCACCGAAAGUUGCUCCAUUUCAUGUA
Molecule: messenger RNA, 988 nt
Organism: Magnolia sinica
Lineage: Eukaryota; Viridiplantae; Streptophyta; Magnoliopsida; Magnoliales; Magnoliaceae
Product: protein LPA2
Exons: 3
Coding region: 64-651 (195 amino acids)
Cellular component (GO): chloroplast
Source: RefSeq, a predicted model, not a curated record